AUGUCCAACCGCUUUGUGUCUGCGGGCAAAAUUGGUUCGUCAGGCGAGAUAUCUACAGAAACCAAGAGCGCAGAACCAAACGCAUCCCAGCAGCCUCUCCACAGCUCUACAAAAUUGAAAGAAUGGGAAGCCGUUCAGGAACAACUGGAAGCUGAAAGAAGAAGACGUGAAGAGCAGCGCAUCAAGUUGGCCACAGGAGAGGGCGAAAAGAGUUUAUAUGACGUACUCCAAGCAAACAAAGCUGCGAAGCAAGCAGAGUUUGAAGAACAAAGCAAACUACGUAACCAGUUCCGCGCGCUGGACGAUGAUGAGAUAGAGUUCCUGGACGAGGUACGCGCAAAAAAGCGCGCCGAGGAGGAACGCGUGAAGCAGGAGACAGAGGAGGGUCUAAAAGCAUUUCGCGAGCGGCAAAAGGGCGAUACUGUUCAGGACGGACCUGCUGAUGCUCAAGAAGGAGGCGAAUCGUGGGAGAUUGGCCGGAAGCGGAAGCGCAACAAGGAGAAGGAAGUCAAGGGUUUAAGGCGCAAGGUCACUACUGCAGAGGAAACUGACAAGCAAGAUCUGAAGCCACCAGAAACCACAGAACAGGACAGCGAAAAGGAGGUGACGCCCAAAGCUGCAACUCAAACAGCCCCAAAGCCGCCUGAAAAGAAGGCGUCGGGGUUAGUGAGUUAUGGGAGUGACUCCGAUGAUGACUGA
Molecule: messenger RNA, 699 nt
Organism: Fusarium pseudograminearum CS3096
Lineage: Eukaryota; Fungi; Ascomycota; Sordariomycetes; Hypocreales; Nectriaceae
Exons: 2
Coding region: 1-699 (232 amino acids)
Cellular component (GO): nucleus
Source: RefSeq, a predicted model, not a curated record